AGGUACCACUGGACUUCCAAGCUGGGUGCAGCGAGUGGGCAGAGGUUCUGCAAUGAUGUCCAGCACCCCUUCGGGUCGGGCCCUCUGAGGACAGAGGUUCUUCUGAAGCCCCCCCUGCGCCGCAGUCCCCGCCCACGGAUUCUCCCCUCCAAAUCCCCCCCCCUCCAGUCGCCUCGCCCCCGCCCCUUAGGGAAGGCAGGCCGGGUGAGCGAGAGUCCUGAGCCGGCCUUAGCGGGAAGGAAAGACGCCGGUAUUUUUGGAGAAGUGAAAGGAAAACCCUGCGUCAACAACUCGCCAACUUUCGGUUUUGCGGGGAAAAGGGAAAUCAGCUGGUUUCUCAGAAAGCACCGGGAAGGGGGGGGGACGCGGCCGGAGGCUAUAUGAGGGCGGCCGGGGCUCGCCGGGCUCGGAGCCCUUCGGCAGCAAGAUGUGGAGCAAAGUGGCCCGCGCGCCCGCCGUGGCGCUCCUCUUGGCCGCCGGCGCGACGGCCGGCUUCACCUAUUCCCGCUCGGAUCCGCCGGUCCUGCCCGUCGUCGAGGCGGCGGAGAAGCGCUUGAAGCCCUCCUCGCCAGCCCAGAGCUCCCUGGCCGGCACGUGGGUCAACGAGCUGGGCUCCAAGAUGGUCCUCAACCCUCCCGACGACUCCGGCCAGUUCACGGGCUCCUACCUGACCGCCGUCUCCGCAGCCCAGAAGCCCAUCCGCGUCUCUCCCCUCGUGGGCGCCCAGCACGACCCGAAGGGGGCCGAGGAGGAGUAUACCUUUGGCUUCCUGGUCAACUGGUCGUUUUCAGACUCCAUCGCUGCAUUUGCGGGGCAGCGCUUUGUGGAUGACAAAGGGAAGGAGACCCUGGAGACAACUUGGCUUCUGCGGCAGAAGGUGGAAUCCCAUGGCGAUGACUGGGAGGCCACUCGGGUUGGCAGGAAUGUCUUCACACGAGAAGCAUAACAGGAUCCGAGAGACUCGCUUGCUGCUGCCGCUGCUCUCCCAUCUACCACCUGCAGGAAGAGGGCUUCCCUUUCCCUUCUUGAUCAAACAUUGAUAUAGAUUAUUUCUUCUACAAAAAUGCACCAUGGCUGUGACAGGCCCCCGUCCUCCCUCCCCAGCAAGUGAAGAAAGAGCUCUGGAGGCUCUGACCUGAACGGAUGAACUCAAGUGACAAGGAAGGAGAUUCCAACUAAACAUCGGUUAGAGUGAAGUCCAAAAACACAUCAAGGACCAAAACCAGUUUAGAGAAUCAGAUUAAAUAGAGAUGAAAAGUACAAAUAUGAAGGUAAUGUCUUUCUAGAAACUGUAUGUACAGAAUAUUUGUACUCCUUAAAUGAUUGUAUUGAACAAAUAGUUUUUUCUUUUUCUUUCUUUUCUUCUUGUUUUUCUUUUAAUCGCUAUGCAUAUUUUAGUCUGUGUUUUGAUUUAGAUUUUGGACUGUUGUUGCUGGUUGUCUUUUUUAUUUGCAAAAUUUUAAAACAAAAAAUAAACAUCAGGAAGAAUUCUUUGACAGCAA
Molecule: messenger RNA, 1502 nt
Organism: Podarcis muralis (Common wall lizard)
Lineage: Eukaryota; Metazoa; Chordata; Lepidosauria; Squamata; Lacertidae
Product: avidin-like
Molecular function (GO): biotin binding
Source: RefSeq, a predicted model, not a curated record